Phyllopteryx taeniolatus (common seadragon) is the source of this 3989-nucleotide messenger RNA. It is a transcript of the gene atp13a1, whose product is annotated as ATPase 13A1. The coding region runs from base 5 to 3607 and encodes 1200 amino acids. The transcript has 25 exons. Gene Ontology annotation, biological process: extraction of mislocalized protein from ER membrane; intracellular calcium ion homeostasis. Lineage: Eukaryota; Metazoa; Chordata; Actinopteri; Syngnathiformes; Syngnathidae. The record is from RefSeq and is a predicted model, not a curated record. Gene Ontology annotation, cellular component: endoplasmic reticulum membrane. Gene Ontology annotation, molecular function: ATP binding; membrane protein dislocase activity; P-type ion transporter activity.
ACAAAUGGGCCCAGGGGGUGAGCAGAGGACAAUGAACGACGUCAAAAGGGAGGAGAAAAUGACCGCGGACGGCGUCGGUGGUCCGGGCAAGCUACAAACUGUGAGCCACAAUCAGCAUGACAGUGGCACCGGUGACGAGCUGGUGAGCUCCGUGACGCUGUACAGGCGAAGGCCCCGGCUCUUCCACGGCACCGUCCUCCCCUUCCUGACGGUCCUCUACCCCGGCUGGCUGUACGUGUGGCUGUGGGUGUACGGUGCCUCGGAGUAUCCGGAGGCAGGCCUCCUGGCUCUCGCUGCCAUCGGGAUCGCGCACGUCCUCACGGCGCUGUCCGGUUAUUGGUCCGUGCACGCCCACUGUUGGCUCACUUGUUCCAAGGAGGCGGACCCGAACAAGGCGACACUGGCAAAGGUUGUACCCACGCCUAAUAACGGUUCUGCUGAGCUUGUGACACUACAAAGAGACCAGGAUGAAAAUGGAGAAGAGAUUCUGUUGUUUGAGUUCCAGAAAAUCCGCUACACUUUCGACCAGAAAGAAAAGAAAUGCUUCUUUCCCAUCGCAUUCCCCGUCGACCACCCGUUGGGCUACUUCCAGUCGUGGCGCGGCUACCAGGAGGAAGCUGACCUCAGAGCUGCGGAAAAGCGCUACGGCACCAACCAUGCAGAGAUGAUAGUUCCCGAUUUCCUCGAGCUAUUUCGGGAGAGGGCCACUGCUCCCUUUUUUGUUUUCCAGGUGUUCUGUGUAGGGCUGUGGUGUUUGGACGAUUACUGGUACUACAGCGUGUUCACGCUUUUCAUGCUGGUGGCGUUCGAAGCCUCCCUGGUCCAGCAGCAAAUGAGGAACAUGUCCGAGAUCCGGCGCAUGGGAAACAAACCCUACAUGAUCCAGGUUUAUAGGAACCGUAAGUGGAGACCCAUCUCGAGUGAUGAGCUCGUCCCGGGUGACCUUGUCUCCAUCGGACGUUCCCCCCAGGACAACCUGGUCCCGUGCGAUGUGCUUCUACUCCGCGGUCGCUGCAUCGUGGAUGAGGCCAUGCUAACUGGAGAAUCUGUCCCUCAGAUGAAGGAGCCAGUGGAGGACUUGGACCCCGGUCAAAUUCUUGACCUUCAAGCAGAGUCUCGGCUCCACGUCAUCUCUGGGGGGACCAAAGUGGUUCAGCAUAGCCCCCCUUUAAAGGCCAGUGCUGGACUCAAACCUGUAGACAAUGGCUGUGUGGCCUACGUUUUGAGAACAGGAUUCUACACAUCUCAGGGUAAACUUUUGCGCACCAUCCUUUUUGGCGUGAAGAGAGUCACGGCAAACAACCUGGAGACAUUCAUCUUCAUCCUCUUCCUGCUGGUGUUCGCCGUUGCAGCCGCUGCCUACGUGUGGGUGGAAGGGACGAAGGACCUCAGCAGGAACCGCUACAAACUCUUCCUGGAAUGUACCUUAAUCCUCACCUCGGUGGUUCCACCGGAACUCCCCAUUGAGCUUUCUCUGGCUGUUAACACGUCCCUCAUCGCUCUGGCCAAACUAUAUGUAUUCUGCACAGAGCCCUUCAGGAUUCCUUUUGCCGGUAAAUUGGAGGUCUGCUGUUUUGACAAAACGGGAACUCUGACAAGCGACAGUCUGGUGGUGCGAGGAGUAGCGGGCCUCAGGGAGGGCAAAGAGGUGAUGCCCGUUUCGGAUAUUCCGGUCGAGACGCAUCGGGUCGUGGCGACCUGCCAUUCGUUGGUCACGCUGGAUGAUGGACAGCUGGUUGGAGAUCCACUGGAGAAGGCCAUGCUGACCGCUGCUGAUUGGACUCUUACUAAAGACGAAAAGGUCUUCCCACGUAGCAUCAAGACUCAGGGCCUCAAGAUCCAUCAGCGCUUCCACUUUGCCAGCGCUCUGAAGAGGAUGUCAGUUCUGGCCUCCUACGAGAAGCUGGGAUCCACUGAACUGUCCUACAUCUCCACCGUUAAAGGCGCUCCAGAGACACUCAAAGCGAUGUUUUCAGAACACCCCGAGACUUAUGAUAAAGUGCACAAGGAAAUCUCCCGGGAAGGGGCGAGAGUUCUUGCUUUGGGUUACAAAGAGAUGGGACAUCUAAGUCAUCAGCAGGUUCGGGAGAUGAGCCGCAAUUCCUUGGAGUGUGACUUGAACUUUGCCGGCUUCAUGGUUGUGACCUGCCCCCUCAAGAGUGACAGCAAGGCGGUCAUCAGAGAGAUCCAGGAAGCGUCUCAUCAUGUGGUGAUGAUCACAGGGGACAACCCCUUAACAGCGUGCCAUGUGGCCAGAGAACUCCACUUCCUUCAAAAGGAACAAACGCUUAUUUUGCAAUCGGCACAUGGCGGGUGGCAGUGGGAGUCCAUCGACGGCACCGUGCACGUGCCCCUUCCGCCUCCCUCGGUGUCUUCAUUUGUGCAGCAGUUUGACCUGUGCGUAACCGGGGAGGGGCUGACCAGACUGUGCUGUGACACCCAGCUACUGCGCGCCCUCUUGCCUCACAUACGAGUGUUUGCACGGGUCAGCCCAAAACAGAAGGAAUUUGUUGUCACGAGUCUCAAAGGGCUGGGUUAUGUAACACUAAUGUGUGGCGAUGGUACAAAUGAUGUCGGAGCUCUCAAACAUGCCCACAUCGGCGUUGCCCUAUUAGCCAACGCCCCUGAGCGAAUGCCCGAAAAAAAGAAACGAGGGCGAGAGAAGGAUGUGCCCGCCGCUGAAUCCAGACCUUUGCCACCUGUCAAUGCGGGAGGCAAGCCGAGCUCCAGAGGUGCCAGGCAGAGGAUGAUGGCCCAAAGAGAGGAACAACUCGCGGCACAAAAGGAGAGGAUAAGUCAAGUCUUGCGGGAACUCGAAGAGGAUCAGGUACAGAUCGUAAAACUGGGUGACGCCUCUAUCGCCGCCCCGUUCACCUCCAAACUCUCUUCCAUUCAGUGCAUCUGUCAUGUAAUAAAGCAAGGUCGUUGCACUCUGGUAACAACGCUACAGAUGUUUAAGAUCCUCGCUCUCAAUGCCCUGGUGCUCGCCUACAGCCAGUCGGUGCUCUACCUGGAGGGGGUAAAGUUCAGCGAUUUCCAGGCAACCCUGCAGGGUCUGCUGUUGGCUGGAUGUUUCCUCUUCAUCUCUCGGUCGAAGCCACUGAAAACAUUGUCGCGGGAGCGUCCCUUACCGAACAUCUUCAAUCUUUAUACUGUGUUGACGGUGCUGCUACAGUUCGCGGUCCACUUCUGCAGUCUGGUCUUUCUUUACAAAGAGGCGCAGAGCAGAAGUCCGCCCAGAGAAGAUCAGUUUGUGGACCUGUACAAAGAGUUUGAACCCAGUCUAAUCAACAGCACUGUCUACAUCAUGUCUAUGGCUAUGCAGAUGGCCACGUUUGCCAUUAACUACAAGGGUCAUCCGUUCAUGGAGUCACUCAGUGAGAACAGACCACUACUAUGGAGCAUCGCUUUGUCGGGUUUAGCAAUUGUGGGACUUCUUUCUGGUUCGUCACCUGAAUUCAAUGAACAAUUUGCCCUCGUUGAUAUUCCAACUGAGUUCAAAAUGAUCAUCGCCCAGGUUCUCGUGGUGGACUUUGUCACUGCCCUAUUAGUGGACCGUGUACUGCAGUUUUUGCUUGGCAAAGGAACUCUCAUGGUUCCUUCUUGAACUCGUCCUGCCGUCGGCACCCGCGGUCCUUAUGUACUCUAAAGGGAGAGAAGAGAUGUGAGAUGGUCAUGGCGCGCAGCACUGUACACUCCCCCUCCUUCAGUCUUCUCCUUCCAACCACAUUCCCUUAUUGAAUUGUCAUCUGCUACACUUUGUUCUUUUUCCCCCAAACUUCAUCUAUCCCUCCCCACACCCAGAUAAGGCCAUGAAGAGCAGUAUUGAGAGGAGUGCGAGACUGUGUCAGUGGAGCGACACUUAGACACAAGAGGGGCAUUCUCCAAGAGAAUUAACGAGCGUUUUGUUUUGUUUUUUUAAUUACUCUCCUUGAUUUUGUAAAAAGUGAAGACAUCUCUAACAGACUUAUAAAAAGACUUGCAAAUGA